This is a messenger RNA of Iphiclides podalirius (scarce swallowtail), 546 nucleotides long. Lineage: Eukaryota; Metazoa; Arthropoda; Insecta; Lepidoptera; Papilionidae. The record is from the annotation of a GenBank genome assembly.
AUGAAUCGAAAAGCCCCGGGCGCCUCGCACGCCUCGUUACUCGGCAGGGCCGGGGCGAAGCCUCCUUGCGACCACCCGAGCGGGUCCCACGCGCCUCCAGACCGCCACGAGGGCCCGUACAGUCCGAACACCAUAUUGAUGCAUCUAAGCUCAGUGCGUGUGGCGUUGGCGGCAGUGUUCGCGCUGGUGCUCGGCGUGGCGGCGGCCUCGCCCCCCGCCCCCCACCACGUGGCGCGCCGCUCCUUCUUCAAGCUGCAGUGCAAGGGCAUCUACGACGCCUCCAUAUUCGCCCGCCUCGACCGCAUCUGCGACGACUGCUACAACCUCUUCAGGGAGCCCUCGCUCUACAACCUCUGCAGGAAAGACUGUUUCACGACAGAUUACUUCAAGGGCUGCGUAGAAGUUCUGCAAGAAACCGACCAGCUCGAACUCUUCAAGACGCAGAAAUGUUUUCAAUCGGAAUACUUCAUGGGUUGUGUGGAGGCCCUGUUACUCACAGACGAGAGGGACGAAAUAGAACAGAUGGUCGACUACGUCGGCAAACGC